Messenger RNA from Penicillium manginii, 846 nucleotides. Its product is annotated as serine/threonine-protein kinase. Gene Ontology annotation, biological process: protein phosphorylation; mitotic DNA damage checkpoint signaling. The coding region runs from base 1 to 846 and encodes 281 amino acids. The record is from RefSeq and is a predicted model, not a curated record. Gene Ontology annotation, molecular function: ATP binding; protein serine/threonine kinase activity. NCBI's taxonomy places the organism in Eukaryota, Fungi, Ascomycota, Eurotiomycetes, Eurotiales, Aspergillaceae. Gene Ontology annotation, cellular component: cytoplasm; nucleus. The transcript has 3 exons.
AUGGAAAAAAUGAAGAUGGACUCAAAGAUUGAUUUUAAUCCCCGGUGCACUGAACAUGUCGGCCACGGAGGGUUCGCCCAGGUCUUCAAAGAACCAGGAGCCCUUAUUGGCAUCAGAAAGCCGUGGGUUGCUGUCAAGCGCAUUCUUAAAGGACAUAGUAAUGCACCGUUUGCCAUCGAGAAAGAUGAAAUCGUCCGGGAGAUCGUCACGGCAGCAGACCUAAUGAAGGAGCAGAGCGACCUUUUCGUGGAGUUCUUCGGGUGGAGUGAAGAUGAUAAUUUCGUCUUCCUGGCUAUGGAGUAUGUUGAGCUGGGUGAUUUGAAAGCAAAUUCCCAUUCACCGUGGGCUGAGCACGAUACGAAGCUGAUCAUGCAUCAAUUAUUGGAGGGGCUAGUGAAAAUGCACCGGGAAAAUAUCGCGCACCGCGAUCUUAAACCACAGAAUAUACUUCUCAUUUCUCGCGAUCCACCCCGUGUCAAGAUUGGCGAUUUUGGUAUCUCCAAGCGGGUUCCCAAAGACAGCUCAACGAGAUAUGAUACUAGAUACAGUAGUGGAGGAUACUGUGCCCCAGAGAUCACGAAGGGAAAAGCAAAAGAGCAGUACACAAAGGCCGUGGAUUUAUGGUCCUUGGGAUGUAUUAUGUACGAGAUGGUUGUGGGAGAAAGACUUUUUCGGGACGAUGUACACGCAGCGUAUGAAUAUGGCGAUAUCAUAUCAGGUCUAGAGAGUACUAUGAGUCGGAAAUUCAGCGAGUAUGGGAUGAGUCUCCUGAUGUCGCUGAUUGCAAAUAAUCCCGCUGAAAGACCUAACGCGGAAGAGGCACUGUCACACAUCUGGUUCCGCUGA